Molecule: messenger RNA, 147 nt
Organism: Dictyostelium discoideum AX4
Lineage: Eukaryota; Evosea; Eumycetozoa; Dictyosteliales; Dictyosteliaceae
Exons: 1
Coding region: 1-147 (48 amino acids)
Source: RefSeq, a predicted model, not a curated record
AUGACGUCUACGACAACCAUCGAUUAUGAUGCGAUUGAGAAAAGUAUUGCGAUUAAUAAUGAGCGUAGCGCUGCUAAUAACCUUGGCGGUACUAAGGCAUGUCAGUUACGAGAGUUGUUUACAAUUGGCUUGAGUGGCUCACGUUAA